AUGCUCCUUUGCCGCUUGCGACCUGCAGCGCUUGGAUUCUUCACAGCUCAUACCUUGGCAGAGGUGCUGCCCGCAGCAGAGGACAUGCUCCUGAGGCUGGAGCGGGGCAAGGUCUACGAUGACAAGGAGAGGCGGUUUGCCUACGAGCUUCCCCUACCGAAGCUACCCGUCCCAAUUCAAGGCUCUCCAGGCUCUCCUUUGGCAGUUGCAGUGUGUUCUCAACUGGGACCAUCAUGGGAGUUUCCCAGCUUCGGAAAGUGCCACUUAGUAACGCAGGAGGUCCAGUCCUUGAUUGACACAGACCUGGACGCAGCACUCAGAGAGGUGAUUUUCAACACGGCAGCUGCAGCGCGUGCUGAAGGCUUCCAUGUGCAGGUGAGCCGUCAUGACCUUUUCCAUGGUCACUUCUUCCGUCGCAAGAACGGUGAGGUUGGCAUCCUUCUCCAUGCAUGCGAAUACCCUUGCAGGAACGAUGAUGCCUUCCCUGUAAACCUGGGCUUCUGUCAGUCAGAUUCUUGUAUCCAGUAUUCAGACGAGGUGAUGCAACACCGAAAUUUGGUGAUCCUCUUCUCCCCGUGUGUUCGCGCCUUUGUGUUGGAUGCAGAGUCCGACUGCAUCAAGGCGCUCAUCCCCGACUACGCACAAAAACCCAUGUACACGCUCUACGAGGACACUCUGGGGGAGCCUUUGGCUGAUGUGUAUUUCUUGCCAGAGCAGCCUAAAUUGGGCUGGGUCUCACGGAGGUCCUAUCCGGCUCGGAAGGAAAACUUCAAGCGCGAGAAAUACUUCAUGAAGUUUGAAUCUUCACAAAGUGGGCGUGCUGGAAGUGCAGGGAAUACGGCUGGCAACGAUGGAACUGAACUCGUUGAGGCGGAGGAGCUCCAGGAUGAGGAAUCGUUUGUGAAGGAUUUGAUCGAUGUAGACCAUCACAUCCAGGACUUGGCCAAGAGCAUUCUAUUUCAGCACCUCGAGCGAGCCAGCAUCGAGGAGCGAGCCGCAGCCAAAGCUGAAGAGGCACGCCGCCGAAAAGAGGCGGAGCUGCGCCGCGCUAGGAAGAAGGAGCAAAUGGCAAGGGAUCCGAAGCGAAAGGAAGAUGGAAAGCCGAAAGAUCGCUCCAUCCCCCUCCGCCAUUAUGAGGUCUAUGGGGAGAAGGGAUCCGAAAAAGUUAACAUUGUAGACAUUCUGAAAAUCCAGAGCCAAUGCGAGAUGCUGAACGAAAGCGGGGGAGUGGAUCAGAUGUUGGAACAAAGACAUCGAUCUGAAAAGUUGCAACGGGCUUUGACCUUUACGGACCCUGGAAGCAAGAACUCAGCAGCUUUGGAGGCGUCGUUGUUUCAAUCAGAGAUUCCUCCAGAUCUCAGCAGAGACGAACGUGCCAAGCAACUGCGCAAGGACAAAUAUUUGAAUCACCUCAUCGACAAGAUGAGUAGGCUCAGGAGUGAGUGGAAAUACAUGCUCCCUUUUGACGUGGAUCUUGCCAGCUCUGGUUUUACAGAUGGCACCGGUGAAAGGAUGUCGGUCAGUGACUUGUGUGUCAAGAAUCCACGCGCAGCGCAGAACUUUCUGAAGGAAAUCUCCAGCUUGAUAGGCCAACGAAUUCAGGCCUAUGGGGGCCGGCAACGAGGCAUCGUAGGUGGACAUAGCAUCCUCGAGACGCUGGGUGGCUCCAAGGAUCCAACGUCGUCCAUCCAAACAGAGAUCCCGUUGGCAAGGCAAUCAUCAAAACGGAAGACCCUGCAGGCACAACUUGAACGUAGUGCCACGCUGAAAGCCAAGAACAGGAAGCGUUGGUCUAUUGUCAAGGCCGUUGUGCAUUGGCUCCUGCUCCAUUUCCGCUUCAAACGUUUGCACAAGUCCUCUGACAUUUGCCUCCUGGUUCUGCGGCAGCUGGGUGAAUGGUCGCGCAUAAGGCGCGCCAUGAAAGGCUUUGUAGACAACGUGACGCUGCUGCAAAGAUGGUGCAAGAGAUUUCUUCAAGUCAAAAGGCGGCGCUGCAGCCAACUAGAAAAAGAGUGGGAGAGGUACGAAGACUUCCACUUGCAGAACUUCUUCAGGAACAAAGCCCAGGCAAUCAUCCAGGAGCAGAAGGAAUUGGAGAAGGAAACGCCUUCGAAAAAGACUCAGUACAAGGGCUUGACCUCUGGAAAGGCCAAGCGGGAAAAGCAGGCACUUCUAAGCAUGAUGGAGAAAAGCGUUGAUGGAGGCGAUAUCUCCAUAGAUUUUCGAGCAUACAAGAUCCCAGGGCCUGAAAGGCGAGCGAUCAUCAAUCGGUGGUACAUGGUGACUUUGAGGAAUCAUGUUCGAUCGGAACAGACCAUUGCCAUGACGAUCAGAGAAAUGCUGGCAGCCGAGAGGGAGCUUGAGCGGUUCGUAAAGACGUUUGGCACGCACACUAUCCAAGCGCCGCCCAAACCAACUGCAGAAGAGGUGGCUGAAAUCAAGAAGCUCAAGACCAAAGCCGUGAAUGAUGAUAUGUCGGGACUUCGUAUGGGUGGAAAGCUGAAGAAUGACUGGUUCCGUGUCUCCGAGGAGUUUGUGGUGCGAUGCAUUGCCGUGGCGGCACAGGCCAUGGAGACGAUGCAUCCCUUCCACGAUCACCCGGCCAACCGCGGCUUGACUACAAGGCCAAUGGCCGUGCCUUACGAUCAGCAGGGAGACAUCCGACCCUUUGCAACAGCUGCAAGGACCUCAGCAUUUGCUGACGUGGGCAGCUUGAGCCUCCCAUGCCAUGCUCAGGUUGUGAGGGCUUCUGCGCGACCUGUUGAUUUGGGUCGGCUGGGAACCAAAACCCUGAAAGCCAGAGCCUCAAAGGCACGGCGCCUCGAUGAGGAAGCUAUCACCACUCGGGCGGGUGAAAGACGAGGAAGCAUGCUUGCUAAAGCUGCCGCACCAGAUCCCACAGCUCCAGCCCAAGGUAGCAGUGGCGGAGGCCACGAUAUUGAGGAUCUGCUCAAAACCCUGACGCCAAGACUCCGUCAGAUCAGUGAAACACAAAACUUGGAGUACAGGCUGAGCAAGGGGAAGGAAGACAAAGAAGAGAAACCCGAAGCUGAUGCGUGA
Cladocopium goreaui is the source of this 3060-nucleotide messenger RNA. The record is from the annotation of a GenBank genome assembly. NCBI's taxonomy places the organism in Eukaryota, Dinophyceae, Suessiales, Symbiodiniaceae.